This is a messenger RNA of Cavia porcellus (domestic guinea pig), 2306 nucleotides long. RefSeq names its product galectin 3 binding protein (gene Lgals3bp). Lineage: Eukaryota; Metazoa; Chordata; Mammalia; Rodentia; Caviidae. Gene Ontology annotation, cellular component: extracellular matrix; membrane. The transcript has 6 exons. The record is from RefSeq and is a predicted model, not a curated record. Bases 160 to 1983 code for a protein of 607 amino acids.
CCCCAGAAAAGGCCUUGGUCAUGUGAUUUCUAAGAAGUGAAACCAGUCUGAUUUUGAGGCCUUUCCUGGAAUCAAUCUGAACACAUCCACACAAGGAAGGCAGUCUGGGCUGAAGGACCCUUCUGCAGAGGACUCAUCCACACUGAGUUCCCACAGCAGAUGCAGGGAGGCUCCAGGAUGCUUUCAGCAGCUGCCUUGGGCAGGCUUGGGCUUCCAGGCAAGGCCUCGGCUGUCCCGUGGCUCCUCUGGCUGUGGCUGCUAGUCCCAAAGACUCACUGUGCCCAAGAUGGGGACAUGAGGCUGGCCGGCGGUGACACGGCCAACGAGGGCCGUGUGGAGAUCUUCUACGGAGGCCAGUGGGGGACGGUGUGUGACAACCUCUGGAACCUGGCCGAUGCCAGCGUCGUGUGCCGGGCUCUGGGCUUUGUGAAUGCCACGGAGGCACUGGGCAGAGCCACCUUUGGGCCAGGGACCGGCCCCAUCAUGCUGGAUGAGGUGCAGUGCACAGGGACAGAGCCCUCACUAGCCAGCUGCAGGUCCCUGGGCUGGCGGAAGAGCAACUGCAGGCACGACCAGGAUGCGGGUGUGGUCUGUACCAAUGAAACCAGGGGCGAGUACACACUGGACCUCUCUGGGGAGCUCUCCGCUGCCCUCGGCCUGAUCUUCGACAACCAGCAGGGCUGCGACCUCUCCAUCCAGGUGGUGGGGCAGGGGCAGGAGGAACUGGCCCUCUGCGCCCACACAGUGAUCCUGCGUGCCAACCCCGAGGCGGAGGCCCUGUGGGAGAAGCCAGGCAGCAGCAUCAUCAUGCGUGUGGACAGCGAGUGUGUGUUUGUGGCCAGGGACUUUCUAAGGUACUUCUACUCCCGGAGGAUUGAGGUCUCCUUGAUGUCUAUCAAGUGCUUGCACAAGCUGGCUUCCGCCUACAGGGCCGUGCAGCUGCAGGAUUACUGCGGAAGCCUCUUCUCCACUCUCCUGCCCCAGGACCCCUCUUUCCGCACAACCCUGGACCUCUAUGCCUAUGCACAGCUCUCGGGUGAUGCCCUGCUGGAGGAGCGGUGCGUGCAGUUCCUGGCCUGGAACUUUGGGGCCCUGACACAGUCCCAGGCCUGGCUGAGCAUCCCCACUGCCCUGCUCCAGGCGCUCCUCUUUAGGAGCGACAUGACUGUGCCCAGUGAGCUGAGCCUGCUGCAGGCCCUGGAUGCCUGGAGCAGGGAGCAGGGCAUCUCCCAGAGGGAGGCCCAGGUCUUGCUGGAGCAGGUCCGCUUCCCCAUGAUGCUGCCCGAGGAGCUCUUCCAAUUGCAGUUCAACCUGUCCCUGUACCAGGACCAUGAGGCCCUGUUCCAGAAAAAGAUUCUGCAGGCCCUGGAGUUCCACACAGUGCCCCUGUGGCUCCUGGUCCGGUACCAGGGCCUGAACAUCACCCAGGACGCCUACAUGCCCCGAAUUUAUACCUCAGACACCUGGAGCACCUUGGUGACAGCCAGUUCUUGGGACCAGCAGCUGAGUUCUAGAAAACAAAGGAAGAAGUAUAUGACCCAAACUUACCCCUACUAUUAUGUGAAAAACCUCUCAAAUGGGUACAUGAACAGCCCCUACCGUUCCUUCCAGACCCCAGAGCACCCCAGCUUCCUCUUCAAGACGAGGCUGGUCUCUUGGACGGUUGCCUACCUUCCUACCGUACAGAGCUGCUGGAACUAUGGGUUCUCCUGCUCCUCUGACGAGCUCCCGGCCCUGGGCUUCACCAGGUCUGGUUCCUUUGAGCCCACCAUCGGCUACGAAAACAGAGCCCUGAUGCUCUGCAAAGGGGGCAUCGUGGUGGAUGUCUUGGACUUCCCAGGCUCGAAGACCUCAAUCCCCAGUGCCCUGGGCACCAACAGCACCAGGGGCACUUCCACUUUCCCCUGCACUGCAGGCUUCUUCAGCACCUUCCGCAUGGCCAUCCGGCCCUUCUACCUGAGCAACAUGACCAGCCUGGACUAAAUGGGGCCACCCAGAGGCUGGGCCGUUGUGCUAGGGAUGCUCCCCUCUGGGGCCUCCAUGCCACUGGCCACCAGAUGUCUCCCUGCUUCCACUGGUCUCUGUGACCUUAAAAAAAAUCAUUAGAAGGCCUUGACUAGCACUCACCUCAAAUUCUAAAAUUUUUAGUGCUCCCCUGGGUGCUGAGGUCUCAGUACUCCCACUGCCUGGCUGGCUUCCAGUUGGGGAGGCGAGAAGAUCACUGUGGGAGUCCCAGGUCCCCUUGCAGCUGCUCCGUCCACUGCUGUCACUGCUCUGAGGCCAUUAAAACCAUGCUGUGCUUCCCA